Molecule: messenger RNA, 2124 nt
Organism: Panicum virgatum (switchgrass)
Lineage: Eukaryota; Viridiplantae; Streptophyta; Magnoliopsida; Poales; Poaceae
Product: ribokinase-like
Exons: 6
Coding region: 451-1743 (430 amino acids)
Biological process (GO): D-ribose metabolic process
Molecular function (GO): ribokinase activity
Source: RefSeq, a predicted model, not a curated record
ACGAGAUGGCCCGUCCUCUCCCUAUCCAAAGGCUCUCUCUCCACGAGCUCUGUUCACAGCUGCUCCUGUUGCCGUGCUCCCUCACCACGAGCUCUCUCUUCCUUGCUGCUCCCUCUUCUCGGCGAACUCUUUAUCCCGUGCUCUUCCUCCCUCGAUGUGGCGCAAGUUCUUCUCCAUUCAUGGAAGCGAGCCGGGACGACUUGGAGGCGUGUGCUACAGCCCACGAGCGCGGCCUAGCGCGCGUCAUCGUCACAGGUGCGGGACGCCACGUCAGCGGAGCUGGGCCCGUGCCCGUCAUCAGCAUGGCUGUGCAUGGGGCGCGCCGGAAGACGGUGUGCAUUGCGCGGCGCGGCUGUUUGAGGAAACAUACGUGAAGCUGUGAAGGCGUCGGGCCACCGGCGCACACGCGAGGAUUCGGAGCUCACGGCUGCGGCGAAAAUUUGGCUCCAGAUGCUCACUCCGUUGGUUAGCCAGCUCCAGCCACCAGCUCCAGCCAGCCCAACAGUAUUUUUCUCUCACACCAUUCCAGCUACAGCCUCCAGCUCCAGCCUGCCGAACGCAGUGGCUGUUUCUUGCGAGGCAGAUGCUGCUGAUUUUUUUUAUUGCAGAUGCUGGCAUGCUGCUGAUCUUGGGCGUGCGGGGAAACUGAGUUUGGCACGCGUGCGUCUUCCUCCCGCCGGCCCAACGCCGGCCACCGCCCACUUCUCGAGCUCCAACCCCAGACCCGCCCACCUGACCUUCUCCUCGAAGCGCGCCCCCGCCUCUCGCUACGCCGCCGCCGCCGCCGCCAAUGAGCCGCCGGCCCCCAUCGUCGUCGUGGGCUCGGCCAACGCCGACAUCUACGUCGAGGUCGACCGCCUCCCGCUCGCCGGCGAGACCGUGGCGGCCCGCGCGGGGCGCAGCCUUCCGGGCGGGAAGGGCGCCAACCAGGCGGCCUGCGGCGGGCGGCUCGCGCUGGGCCCCACCUACCUGGUGGCGCGCGUGGGGGACGACGCAAACGGGCGGCUCCUCGAGGGCGCGCUGGCCGACGCCGGCGGCGUCCGCACCGACCGCGUUGCGCGCGCGCCCGACGCGCCCUCGGGGCACGCCGUCGUCAUGCUCAUGCCCGACGGGCAGAACUCCAUCAUCAUCGUCGGCGGAGCUAACAUGCAGGGCUGGGCCGCUGGGAUCGGCGCGGAGGACCUGGAAUUGAUCCAAAAGGCUGGGGUGCUGCUGCUGCAGAGGGAGAUACCCGAUUGGGUCAACACGCAGGCUGCCCAGGCUGCAAAAAGUGCAGGCGUGCCUGUUAUCAUGGACGCUGGUGGAAUGGAUGCUCCUGUACCUCAAGAUCUACUCAGUCUAGUGGAUAUUUUUAGUCCAAAUGAAACAGAACUAGCACGGUUGACUGGGAUGCCUACUGAGACAUUUGAGCAGAUCAGCCAGGCUGCAGGAGAAUGCCAUAAAAUGGGUGUGAAAGAAGUACUAGUUAAACUUGGAUCGCAGGGAUCUGCUUUGUUUGUUGAGGGAGAGAAGCCAGUCAGACAGCCGAUUAUUCCUGCCACAGAAGUUAUUGAUACCACGGGGGCUGGUGACACUUUCACCUCAGCUUUUGCUGUAGCUCUGGUUGAGGGGAAGUCUAAGGAGGAGUGCAUGAGAUUUGCUGCCGCUGCUGCCUCCUUGUGUGUUCGAGUGAAGGGUGCUAUACCCAGCAUGCCUGACAGAAAGUCAGUGAUGAAGCUUCUGGAAUCUGCGCAAGUCGAGUAGCUGCAGAAUGCAUCGAUUGUUCAAAGUCGGUCUCAUCCAUCGGCAAUAAUGGCCUUCUCCAGUACGCGGAAUUCGUGGAAUCGUGGGAUCCAUGGAGCGUCGCCGCACCUUCACGUGCGUGCUCCCCCAAAUAAUGCGAGUGCGUCUCCAAAUGGAAACGCAUUUCCCGGUGCCGCCCGGAGUAGCAAACCUCCUCCAAAAAAAAUAAAAAUAAGAAGCGACGUCAUGUGCGCCUACGGCCACACGACCGUUUCCAUACAUCCUCCAGUUUCUUUUUUGUUCCUUUUUUUUUGGCACCAUCCUCCAGGUUUCGUGAACACGAUGAACGGUUCGAUCUGGAACUGCCUUCCAUCCUGCCAAUGCCAUCCCAUCCAUCCUCUC